AUGUUUGCAACAACAACUUUCCGUUUGAUGGAAAAGUCAAUCUUUUUGGUGGUGACUCUAGGCAAAUAUAUGAAAAGAGGACAACCAGUUGAAGUUGUAGAAUCAUGUAUAAAAUGUUCUUUACAAUGGCAAGGGGUUCAGAAGUUUACAUUAACUGAAAAUAUGAGAGUACGUGAUGGAGAAGGAGAAUUUUCCAAAUUGCUGUUAAAACUUGGUAGUGGAACAAUAUCUGUCAAGGAGGAAGAUCCUUUUAAAGGAUGUAUUGAAAUACCGCAACAGUGCAUUAUUAGAGAACAAGUAUUAAUUGUUGAAAAAUUAUUUGGAGAUGCUCAACAAGAUGAUUAUGCUAAACGUCUCAUUUUAACACUUACUAAUGUGGAUUCAUUGUCAAUUAAUAAAGAAGUGCUUGAACGUCUACAUGGAGAAGUCAAAACUUAUUUAAGUGCUGAUCAAAUAGAGACUGAUGGCCUUAAUGAAAGAAAUAAUUUCCCUGUUGAGUUUUUGAACAGCUUAACUCCUUCAGAGGUUUUGACAGGUGUUUCUGAAGGUAAACGGGUAUUUGUUCCUCGAAUUCAGUUGGCUCCGUCGGAUUCUAACUUACCUUUUGUUCUAAAACGUCGCCAUUCUAUGACAAUUAAUAAAAGUCAAGGGCAAACGUUUGAUAGAGUUGCGUGUUCAGGAACAAGAACGUUUAAUAGUUUAUUUUUUAAAGUUGAUAAACAUCCUGUUCAAGGUAUGCUAGAAAAAGCUAUUCAAAGUGCUGAGCAAAAACGAGAAUUAAAUAUAGAAGAUCUCAGUUUAAAAUCUCUCAAUAAAAAGUUUUCUGUCUUCGACUCAACAAAAAAACGUACUUCAAAUUUGGAGUUUUUAUUUCAGUGUUUAAUAACAAUCCAACCAACAUCUGUUGAGAGUGAAUGA
Messenger RNA from Hydra vulgaris (swiftwater hydra), 918 nucleotides. The record is from RefSeq and is a predicted model, not a curated record. NCBI's taxonomy places the organism in Eukaryota, Metazoa, Cnidaria, Hydrozoa, Anthoathecata, Hydridae.